UGCGCGCGGAGGGCACAGCAGAACAGUCGAGCAGAACGAGAGCGUGGCGGAACGCGCUUCGCGCACGGAGGGGAACGCGCUGAUUGACAGCUCCGGAGGCACGGAGCAGCCCACGCCGCACACGAACCGAGCCCGCUAAUCUGCCUGAACGGCUCUUGGCAAAAGCAUCUGUGCGAAAUAACCAUCCUCAUGCAUAUCAACUACUAAACUGCCGCUGACCGGAGCCUUGCAGUCAUCACUCAAUUGUGGGAAGAAAUCAACCCCACCACAUAGCAAUGUAGCGGGCGAUAGGCUAUUGCACUGUACCUUGGCUUUAUCCUUUUCACUCAAAACGGGGCAGUCUGGAAGUAACUAAACAUUUGUUUUUUUACUUCUUCAAUACUGAGGAUAACACAUUCUUGGCACUUGCUGAACGAUUGGUGAGAGCAGUUCUGUAAGGAGAGCGCUAAUUAGUUUUUUUUUAGUAGACACAUUUAUUUGGAAUAUAUUCCCGCUAUCCAAGUGACCUUUUCAUUGGAUUCUCUGUUCAUUUUCUCACUUUGACUUUCUUUGAUCUCUGAUUGUUAUAGGUUGUUGCCUGUCGAAGGUAACGGCCGAAAUUAACCGAAUUUACAACCCAGAGAGGCAAAGAAGUUCAGGUCUGUGCGUUGGGUAUGAGCUCACAAUGUGUGUGGCUGUAGCUUCCCCAUUACUCCUUCUAGAACCGUAGCCAGCCCGUGUGGUCGAGAAGUAGUUUAGCUUCUCUCUCCCUCUGUACGUGAACACUUAGAGCUAACACCCCGUUCUAUGGAGUAGAUCGUCCGGAAAGAGACUAAUAGAGCGUUCUCAUUUCCCCCCGCCUGGUACCAACAGGCGGCUUUGGUCUAAAGGUUCUCCGGAGAAUGGUAAAUGACCGACGGGGAAUCAUGAACAGCACUUCGGAACUCGAAGAUGGACCACGGCAUAAAAACCAGACGUUCUGUGAGUGUGUACCCAGCACCUCCCAGCUUAAACACCGCUGGUCAGACUCAGACACAGUCAGAGAGACCCCAUCACCCACCAAGAGGAUGAGCUGCAGCUACCUCCUGUGCACCAUCCUCCUCUUCGUCGCCGUCCUUCUGGCCGUCACAGCAACCGGCACCAUCCUCUUCAUGAACCACUACCAGGCUCCGCCCAUGUCUGACGGCCCACCCCACAUCUCAACCAAUCCGGACGAGGCCAACGCCCUGGUAACCGUGGAGAGGGGCGACGGCUCACGCAUCAACAUCUUCAUCGACCCCAACUGUCCGGACUACAACGGGAACUUCCUACGCCUGGAAGGGGUGCAGACAUCGCUGCUCCACUCGCUGACCGACCACGACACCGACCUGAAGUCGGUCAAAGGUCAAGACCGGGCGCUGCUGGUCAACCUAGCUGAGGAGGUGGCCAAACUGUCGGCCCACGCUGGUCAGCUGAAGAUGGACUACGAGUCUCUGAGACGAGGCCAGGGGAGUCUGGGGCAGGACCUGAACACACUGCAGACAGAGCAAGGACGCCUCAUACAACUACUAUCUGAGAGCCAAAUCAACAUGGUGAAGGUGGUGAACACUGUGAGCGAUGCUCUCAGCUCCAUGCAGAAGGAGACAGGGGGACUGAAGGCUCGGGUCAAGGCUGACCUACAGAGAGCACCGGUCAGAGGGGCUCGUCUCAAAGGCUGUGCCAAUGGCUCUCGUCCUCGUGACUGUGGUGAUCUGUAUGCUAAUGGUCAGAGGGAGGAUGGCAUCUACUCUGUGUUUCCCACUCACUACCCCUACGGCUUCCAGGUCUACUGUGACAUGACCACGGACGGAGGGGGCUGGACUGUGAUCCAGCGCAGGGAAGAUGGCUCGGUCAACUUCUUCAGAGGAUGGGACUCCUAUCGUGAGGGAUUUGGCAAGAUCACUGGAGAACACUGGCUAGGUUUGAAGCAGAUUCAUGCCUUGUCCAUCCAGGGUAACUAUGAGUUGAGGAUUGACCUGGAGGACUUUGACAACAGUACAGCCUACGCCCAGUACGAGACCUUUGGAGUGGGCCUGUUCUCUGUGGACCCGGAUGAUGAUGGAUACCCACUGACAGUUGGAGAUUACUCCGGAAACGCAGGCGAUGCUCUGCUCAAGCACAACGGGAUGAAGUUCACAACCAAAGACAAGGACAACGACCACUCAGAGAACAACUGUGCCUCCUUCUACCACGGCGCCUGGUGGUACCGUAACUGCCACACGUCCAACCUGAACGGACAGUACCUCCGCGGGCAGCACACCUCCUAUGCCGACGGCAUCGAGUGGUCCACCUGGACCGGCUGGCAGUACUCCCUCAAGUUCUCUGAGAUGAAGAUACGACCUGCGCGCGACGAGAGCAAAUGAGUAUAUGAGGCAAUAACAGAGGAAAGGAGUUGAAAGUGUUCAGAGUAAUAAAACCACACCCUCAGAUACUGUUUACUGAAUGACUAAAAGGAUUGACAUCUUUGAUUGGUUUACUACUAUUCUCUACUGUUUCCUGUGGAGCCCUUGUCCCUCUCCACCACCUCCCGGCCCCGCCCAAGUUCAUGUGCCCCAUCCCUACCCGUAGUCCCCUAUCGCCUACUAGUGUUGUGCUGAGGCUUUUUGUGCCCCCCUCCCACCCACACACUUCCUUCACUACAACCUCAUGACUCCACUGGAUCAGGAAAUGAGUCUGAUUCACUCUGUUCAUCACUCUUUCUAUUAGUGCUUCAUUUAUAUCUAGUUAUUAAUCAAGUAUCUGUCUAUUCCUUCUGAGCCUUGACCUUGUCCUUGACCUGUCUCCUGUGUUUUUUGUGCCCUGUAACCAGUAGUCCUAUUCCCACAGUCCUUUGCUGCAUUGCUGCCAGUCAGCGAAGCGUGGUGUUACCGUGUGACCUUAGAACAAGUGACUGAUUCAUGAUAUGUCAGAAACGGAGAUGUGACAUUACAGUUGGAACACACACACACACACAGACACAUACACAAACUUACACACACACGCACACACACACAUACACACACGCAUACACACACGCAUACACACACACAGACACACACACAGACACACACACACAAACUUACACACACACAUACAUACACACUUACACACACGCAUACACACACUUACACACACACACCCUGCCCCCUGAAGCUACAAUAUGACCACAGCAAAACUCUGUCACCUAAAGUGACCCGGCUGCAUUGGCCUCCCAGCCAGAAUGGCCCAACCCACAGUACUGCUUAUGUGUCCCUUUAUUUCAGAUAGCCUCGGUAGGAGGCACAGCGCAAUGGAACAGCUGCACCAGUGUAGAGCGGGAACGGUUGAAAUAAAAGGAGACAUUAGAUUGAAAGAGGGAGAGAGAGAGAGAGAGAGAGAGAGAGAGAGAGAGGAGGGGGAGAGAGAGAGGACAGGUCAAACAGAGGGGUCGAAGGGAAUGACUUAAUGAAAAGGAGACUAAGAAAAUGGGAAUAUACAGAGAAAAAGAAAGAUGGAGGAGAGGCUAUGGAGGGCUGAGGAAGAAGGGAUGAGUAAACAAGAGGGAACCGAUCUCAAUCAUCUGACUGAGGCUAUUAGGGAGCAUAUUGGCACUUAGUCUGAUCACCAACCAAGUUACUACUUCUACAGUACCCCAGAUGGUAAUGCUGCAGUGUGUGUUAGUGUCUGCGUGCAUGCAUGCAAGUGUGCUUGUCCUCUAAUCACUCUCGCAGUCACCAUAAGAGUCCAUUUCAGUGAUCCAUUUCAGCUCCCAGUCAGUCAGACAAACAGCCUAUGUAAAAAUGAUAUGAUGAAGGUUAUCAAGUUCCCAUUGGUAGUGGGUGAAUGUAGGAGGCAGCAGAAUGGAAAAGAGGAAAAUACAGGGAAAGGAAUGGGGUGAAGUGACAAGGUGCCUCUGGUGGCCUACCAUAGAAAGAACGAGAGGAAGAAAGGUUAUUUGACUGCUACCUUCCAGAGCCUGGAGUGUCAUGACAGAGAGGGUAGUGUGUUAUUCAUCUGUUCCUUUAGGGAGUAGAGCAUGUUUUAACCUUUGCCACCACGACCACAAGGUUAAAUAGUCCCCUACAUCCCUGAGCAUUUAAAUUCUAUUCUUGUGCUUUCACAAUCAACUGUAUAGUCGAUAGAAGCUGCU
Molecule: messenger RNA, 4105 nt
Organism: Oncorhynchus gorbuscha (pink salmon)
Lineage: Eukaryota; Metazoa; Chordata; Actinopteri; Salmoniformes; Salmonidae
Product: fibrinogen C domain-containing protein 1-like
Exons: 8
Coding region: 882-2360 (492 amino acids)
Source: RefSeq, a predicted model, not a curated record